This is a messenger RNA of Colletes gigas, 678 nucleotides long. RefSeq names its product piggyBac transposable element-derived protein 2-like. Lineage: Eukaryota; Metazoa; Arthropoda; Insecta; Hymenoptera; Colletidae. The record is from RefSeq and is a predicted model, not a curated record. The transcript is spliced from 2 exons.
AUGGAUAUGGAAAUCAGUGAUUCGUCUGAUGAAUCGAUAAUUGGAAGCAGGAGAAUCGUACAAAGAGCACGAAUAUUCUCAACCUCUUCAGACGAGGCAAGUAAUGUCAGUGAAUCGUCAACUACCGAAAUAAACGACAGUACCACGGAAGAAGAAGAUUUCGAUUCGGAUUUAGAGGAAGAGGAAAAUGAAAAGUGGCAAAAAAUAAGAGAAACAGGUCAACCCAUGAGUGAGUAUUCGCAUGAAGAAUAGUUGUUAAUUGAUGACAUGGACUGCGACGAUCCUGUUUCUUUAUAUAAGUUAUUCUUCGCGAACUACAUAUUAGAAAUGAUCGUUGAGGAAACGAAUAAAUAUGCUAUAGAAUGCGUGAACAACUCUGUAUUUAGCAGCAGAAGACACCAACAGGCCUGGAAGCCUGUUACAAAAGACGAACUGAACACUUUUAUUGGUAUCCUACUUGUCAUGGGGGUAGUGCGGCUACCUGAAAUUAGAUUAUACUGGUCUCAAAAGGACAUGUAUUCGAACGCGCGUAUAAAAAAAGCGAUGAAACGCGAUCGGUUUAUAUCGAUACUUAAAUAUUUAUACUUUUCCGACAAUACCACAGCUACAACUCAGGAUCGGUUGUACAAAAUUAGAAAUAUUGUACAAGCAAUUGCAAGCGAUAUAAGUAUGGCGUAA